Drosophila takahashii is the source of this 2861-nucleotide messenger RNA. RefSeq names its product nuclear transcription factor Y subunit beta-like. The record is from RefSeq and is a predicted model, not a curated record. NCBI's taxonomy places the organism in Eukaryota, Metazoa, Arthropoda, Insecta, Diptera, Drosophilidae.
AUGGCCAUGUAUCCCACACAGCAGCAGCAGCAGCAACAGCAGCAGCAACAGCAGCUGCAGCAGCAACAUGAGCAGCAGACGUCCGGGGAGUAUGUGAAGGAGCAGCCCUACCAAUCGCAGCAGCUGCAGCAUCAACAACUGCAGCAGCAGCAGUCCCACAACCAGCAUCACCAGCAGCAGCAGCAGCAACACUAUAUCCCCCAACUGUACUAUCCAUCGCACUGGGUGCAGCAGCAGCAGCAACAACAGCAGCAACAGCAGCAGCAGCAGCAGGUCGCAAACAACGAGCAACAAGCACAGCAGCAGCAACAACCACCAGUGGCCCAGGUUUAUGGCAUGCCCGAAGUGUAAAAAGAAGCAGCAUUAUUGGCCAGGAACAGGAACACACGUAAACCCAAUCUAACCGUAGAUUAAGUAUUCGAAAUGGCGACAGCAGCAACCACACAGGCCAGCCAGUGCAAUAGCCAUAAUCCAAAGUUGAUCUAAUCAAUCGAAAACCGAAAUGGUUAACCCUAAAACCAAAGUUAUGAAUGUGUGUUAUUUGUGUCUAUUUUUGAGGGGCUUUCCUGCGGUUCGAGGAAGUCGCUUCAGUAAAAAAGAAAAGUAAAAUAUAAAAACCAGAAGCUCUAAAUGUAUUUUAGUAGGUAUAAACAUAUACACGAGUAUGUAGGUAUGUAUAUACCAGAGUAAGAAUAGAGUGGGUGCUAUAAGGAGGUGGUUUUGAUUUACCAGGGCUUGCUUUUCAGUUGGCAAAAGAAGGCAUAACAAACUGGAAACUAAUACUUAAGCAUAGGUUAAGAAAAACCAAACAAAGGUUAAGAGAAACUGUUUCGUUGACUGAGAACUCAUUUUGGAAAUUUUGACUCAUAUUCGAUGAAAUUCAUAAGGAACCGAUUAUUUCCCAAUAGUAUCAUUUCAUUACCGAUAUAUCGACGUGCAUAGGCCUAAGAAUUAGCAAGUAAUCAAGGCUUCGAUCAGUUGAUUCACGAUUAUGAGUGUUUAUCCAGCAUUAUCUAGAGAAAUAUCAAAGUAAAUGUACUAACUGAGUUAAGCACCGACAACUAAACCAAACCCAAAAGAGAAAACACACCAGAAAUCGAGUAGAUAAUUGCACUGAAAACCGAAAAUCGAAAACAGAACGGAUCGAUCGAGCCAGAGAAUAUAUAUACAUAGAUAUAUAUGUAGACGGACCCAUGACUAGAUAAAACUAUAUAUCCUAAACGAUAUCCAUAGAAGAGGCUACUACACAUACACACACUGGCACACGCAUACGCAUGCACGCACACACACACACACACGCACACAUAAGGAACCUUAUUCAUGUAUCUGUGUUUGUGUAACGUGUAAAUGUAUUAAGGGAAACCUAUAAGAAACUAAGGAAAUAGCGAAAUAUUUAGAAAAGGAUAUGAAAGGAAAACGUGUAGCAAAAGCAAAAUACAAAAUGUAGUCAAUGUUUAGCUAAGAAUCGUAAGCGUAACUGUAACACUAUACACUAAAAUGUAAACCUAAACACAAUUAUUUAUGGUAUUUACAAAGGCGAAAUGGCUAAGGAACGGAAAACGAAGCGAAUACAAAUUGUAAACUAUUUUUUACAUACCAAAGAAAACCAAAAAUCGAGAGAAAAACAAAUUCAAAAUGGAAAAACGGAUAAAUCAAAAUUAGAGAACUUUCAAUUGGAUAAUCGAGGUAGAUGAAGAGCCAAGAUGAAGCCAGUCUAAUUUCUAUAAGUUGUGAUGAGAGCAAAUCGAUGUUACGGACAAAGGAAACUGAUUUAUUUUUUCAACUUGGCAUAACGUGUUUUUGAAGGCCAACGACAAACUGUGCAUCGACGAAUGCAUCACUUUACAUAUAUACAAAUCUAUAUAUAUACACCUAUAUAUAUACAUACAUAUAUAUAUAUAUACUAAAUGUUAUUUGAGCAGACAAGAAAACUGUGUGUCAGAACAAGCUAUGCGUAAAUAUAAAUAUAUAAAUAUAAAUAAAUAAAAACUAUAUGAAGAAACCAAUGGAAAUUAAAUAAAAUUGUAGCUGAACAUAUGUUGGAAAUGUUGGAAAAUUAUGGUAAAAUUACGAAAUAAAUAUAAUGAAAUGGAUGGAAAAAAUCAGAAAUACUCUACGACAUAUACAUAAUAGCAUAAUUAUAUUUAAUUAUGUAAACAUAGUUAUGGUGUAAGCAAAAGGAAUAUAAAUAAAUGAUUCAAUGUUGUGUAUGUACAUAUAAAUAUAUAAAAAAGAUAUAUAUAAAAAAAACAUAUAAUUAAAAACAAGAAAUAUGUGCGCAUAACAAAGGCAAACUAACUAACAAGAAGAUUGUAUUAAUAUUUGCAUAUAAAUGUAAAAAAAGCGCCGAGUGCAAACAAAGCUGCAGGAGAGCAUCUGUUUUUGCAAAGGCCCAGCGCAGACAUAUGAUAGAUCAUAAAAUAGCGCCAUCAGACCCAACCAACCAACCCAACAACACGGCUAUAUAAUUGCAUUUGUGACAGCAGCAGGAAAAAUCGAAGAAGAAAAAAUAUAAACAAGCAUAAAAAACGUACAGCAAAAAAAGAGAAUUAUGAAAAGUGUGCAAGCAAAAUGCCAUAAUUAUGUUAAGCGCCUAUCAAAAGCCUAUCCAAUUCAAUCAAAACCGAACGAAGCCCCCGGAACAAACUCACAAAUACAAAUACCAAUACAAAUACACAUACCGGCCCACACCAACACCCACACAAUCACACACACAAGCACACUUGAGUGUGUGGCUGCAAACACGUUAAUAUAUGCAUAGAAAAAGGCGCUGCCAGCGAUUGCAGCCGAGCAAGAGAGAAAUAAUCAAAUAAAAUGGAAAAAUGUUAAUCAAAAAACAGAAAAACAAAAUUAAAAACAAA